Messenger RNA from Mya arenaria, 1912 nucleotides. RefSeq lists its product as uncharacterized. The record is from RefSeq and is a predicted model, not a curated record. The transcript is spliced from 2 exons. NCBI's taxonomy places the organism in Eukaryota, Metazoa, Mollusca, Bivalvia, Myida, Myidae. Bases 158 to 1207 code for a protein of 349 amino acids.
UAUAAAUUUCGACAAACUAUCUAAUCUAAUAAAAGGAUCGCGUGCGUUGAGAGACGCUUUAUCAACUACAUUGUAUUUGCACAAAAGUAUAAUCGGCUAAUAGUUAUUCAAACCCGGAAGUUUAUUAAAUUAACAAAUAUCUCAGAGAGGCUUUACAAUGGCAUUCAACCCAUUGCAAAAUUUCAUCUUAACAGUGGUGUUAUCUCUCAAGUCCGUGGACAAAAUAUCGUCAGUCAUCAUACUCCUAACACCACCCGACUUGGAAACGUUGAAUAAUUUCAUUCCGAACGGCUUAACAUACGGACAAAAUACUUCUUGUGUUAGAUUUGAUGAGGUACAAAAGGAAUUCUUGAAAAUCGUUAAGAGUGUAAAGGUUUUUGUAUUGACACUUUUUAAGGAAGAUUUAAGCUUUGGUUGUUUUUAUAAUUUAUUCAAGUACAAACUGACGAUAUAUUUCGGAAACACUGAAAGUAAACAUCUGCUCAAACAGUUCCUGAUUUCACUUAAGACGCCGGAAAUCUUUGUCACCCAAAACAUAAAUUCCACAACGUUUCAAGGUGAAACUACUGCAGAACAUCGUAUUGAAUUGCGAACGACGUUUCAAAUAGACAGUUACACGCCACAAAUCACCUUUUAUCCCCCAUCCGAUAGUAUACCAGAACAUACGAUCGCAAAUAAUUGGUCACCCGAAUCAACGAACGAUGAACCACGUGACACAAAAACGUCAUCCAAUAGUUCAACAGCCACUUCUAUUGUGAUCAUCGAAUUUAAAUCGUCUGAGAACAAUAUCGCUGUUAACAGUGGUAAAACAAAUGAGGAUAACACUGAGAUAAACAUCGAAUUCAUUGCUCAACGUUUAACAGACAAGGUGCAGGAGCUUGUUCGCUCAUUUACUGAUGUUUCAUUACCAUAUGACGAAAUUCGAGAUGCUCUCAUGGAGGCAAAUAGAUCGAAUGGUUAUGUUGUCCGAUCUGGAAAUAACUUCUCCAGUGACUCGGUGUAUCGGGAACGUGUAACUCGUUGGCGAAUGAGGGUCGAAAUAACUGUGGAGAUGUUUGGAAGAGCUCUGCAGCACUGUGAAGGCUACGACUAUGUGUUGACUCAUACAAACAUUUUUCCUCACAACAUCAGAAUGUUUCUUCACCUUCCUGUUCUUAGAGGAUGCAGUAUUCACCUUAGUGAUUGUAAACACGGGUGGAAUUUCUGAGCUUGUUUGUAUAUUUUAAAUGAGGGCUUAUAAAAACUAUUUUAUCUGGUCUGGGAUAAAAAAUGAAUAUUUGUAGAUGUCAUGUUUUCACUCCAAGUACUGCUUCAUUUAUGGCAUGCAUUUAUAAACAGCAUGUAAAAUGCAAAAACUACGGACACUUCUUUUUCCGUUGUCCUUGAAGUACCGCGUCUCUUUCCCAACUUCGGACAACGCAUUUUGCUUUUAACAAACAGGUACAAAAGAAAAUAUUUCCGUUCCUCCUCUCCCCUGUGUUUCUACCGGUAUCAGUUACAGUCUAGUGGGUGUACAUGUUUAACAUAAUUUUAUGUAUAUGGGUACCGCACAGUAGCAGAUGGAAGAUGAUAUUUCCUGGCAACGGACCUGAUCGUAGAGAUGGACUCAUAAUCCCUGUGUCCCAUGAUUGUUUGAGUGCACAGUGCAACACCAACGAAUACUUGGAGCUAGUAUGAUAUGUAUGAAACUGCGCGUCUACACACUAGUUUUUUAUAUAUAUAUAGUAUGUAUGCACUGUGCUGUUUGUGGAGUUUUGUGUUGUUGUUCCAUGUGUCUUGUUUGUGAUUUUUUGUUGUGUUUCUGUAGUUUUUCACAUAAAUAUUGCAAUAAAAUAAACCGAUGUCAUUUGCAAAAGUAGUUGAAAAUAUUCACAAGAAAGUUAGUUUGUUCCUUGCAGCAAAACUUAACACA